Pseudoliparis swirei is the source of this 3932-nucleotide messenger RNA. It is a transcript of the gene nsd2, whose product is annotated as nuclear receptor binding SET domain protein 2. NCBI's taxonomy places the organism in Eukaryota, Metazoa, Chordata, Actinopteri, Perciformes, Liparidae. The transcript is spliced from 22 exons. The annotation marks the transcript as partial. The record is from RefSeq and is a predicted model, not a curated record. Gene Ontology annotation, molecular function: histone H3K36 methyltransferase activity; protein binding. Gene Ontology annotation, cellular component: chromatin; nucleus. Gene Ontology annotation, biological process: regulation of DNA-templated transcription.
GCUUUUGAUUCGGUUUGAAUUAAAUCCUUCGCUUUUGCAGGAUGAAUACGGACACAUUUCUGCUUUGACGACCGAGAGGAGACCCAACAGCUCCGUGAGCCUGGAGGGGGUUAAAUGGGAUGGACAGCAAAGGUAGCUCCCUGCCUUCGAUGCCCGAACCCGCCAACCCGACCAGCAUGAAGCAGCCGCUGGAGUCCCCCAGCGUACGGAAAGGCGGGGGGGACGUGAGCGGCGAACCCGCUCUCCUCAUCAUGGACAAAGCCGCCGCUCAGCUGGCCGCCACGCUGCAGGACGGCGUUCUGCAGAAGAUGGCCGGCCACGGUCACAACAACCAGAGCCUCGAGAGGCUCAAAGACCUCACCUCCCGCGUGCUGAACGGGGAUCAAGACGCGCCGCCGAAGCUCUGCGCCCCGGAGGGCGCCGACGCCCCCGCGACGAACGGCACCCGCCAGCGCAAUUGCUCUCCUCGCGCCGAACCGAAAGCGGCGUCGCACCAGGCGGUCGAGCAGCCGUCGUUCGAGCCGUCCUGCGCCAACGGGACCGGUCCGUCCGCGUCCGCCGAAGACGAGGCAUCAGCGCCGGAGAAGAGGCGGGACCCGAAGAAGAGGAGGGGAGCGUCUCGCAAAGCGACCCUCGGUCCGGCCGCCCCGCUCGGGGAACCGGACGACCGCGCCGACGCUGUCGAUGGAACUGGAGCAGCUGAUGAGCCUGAUCUCGUCCCACAGUUUGCAGCGGAGAAAGCAGAAGAGUCCCCUGUGCUGAUCAGUUUUUAUGUUGGUGAUUUGGUUUGGACCAAGGUGUCAGGAUACCCUUGGUGGCCCUGCAUGGUGACCACAGACCCCGAAUUUAACAAUCACAUCAAACCGAAACAGACGACAGUCAACCGCAGGCUGGGCCCCCUUUACCAUGUGCAGUAUUUUGGAGACGCCCCAGAGAGAGGCUACAUCUUUGAGAAGAACAUGGUGUCCUUCACCGGAGAGGAUCAAUACCAAGAGCUGAGCAAGGGCAGCAAGCAGCCCGCCUCUCGUGUCAUCCACAAACGGACGGCGCCCUCUGUGCCCCGUAAGCUCCAAGCUCAGUGGAACAUGGGUGUCAUUCAGGCCAAGGAGGCCUUCACCAUGUCGAUGGAUGAGCGCAUGGUCAACUUCACUUUUCUGUACGACGAUGACGGGCCUCAGCUGAACCCCUGCACCCUGGAGAAGUUGAGUCCCAAACAGAGCUCCGAGAUGGACCAGGAAACGGAGUCGAGACUCAGCCCAGAUCUCCCCUCGCCGCCGGCGGGCCCCGCCGACGACCCGACGGCCGCCCCUCGGUCCCAAGACAGCACUUCAUCGGGAAAAAAGACACAAGCGCCCAGAACAAAACUCGGCUCAGGAGAAUAUCGACGAAGGGGCAAAGGCCAGCUCAAUAAUUUGCAGUCGAAAAAGCAAGUGAAAGACCCAGUUUCUUCCAAAGAAACACUUCCUCCGCAGACGGCUUCACAGGAUCCCACCACUUCUGCACCAGAUCUACAAGCUGGAACCGUCACACCUCAGAGGAAGAAGCGGACGCCCAGACAGGCUCCGGCUCCCACAAAGACGGCUCGGAGGAGGAGGACAUCGGCAACGGACCCCGUGAAGAAAAGAAAAUCAAAGCUGGCUUCUUCGUCAGACAAUCUGACAGAACCAGUCUCAGUUCCAGUUUCAGUUCCAGUCAAGAGGCGGCAGAGGAAGACGUCUAAUGGGUCGCCGACCGAUGCUGCGGCAGACGAGGCUCAGCAGCCCAAAAGGAAACGUAAAACAAGCAACAAUGCAGAAAAACAGGACUCGACUUCAGAAGGAACGGAUAAAAAGAAGAGGAGGAAGAACGCCGACAAAGAUGUAACAAAAACCAAGAAGAGAAUAACAAAGUCUAAAGCUCUCAUCACUGAAGACGAAGAUGCAGAGAAACCAAAGCGUAGGAUGAAAAGAAAGCAGAAUGGAGAGAAUGAGACGACACCCUCCAAGGCAAAGAGAAGGCGGGUCACCCCGUGUCCUGAUCCCGAGGGUUCUGGAAGCGAAGGACGUCCCGAUUCUCCGAGUGACAGCUUAGACGGGACAAAAAAGGGCGAACGGAAGAAAGAGUUCGUCUGCCAGAUGUGUGAGCAGGCCGGUGAGGACUUGGUGCCGUGUGAAGGCCAAUGCUGCGGCAUGUUUCACCUCCACUGUCUGGCUCCGUCAUUGAAACCGGACGAGAAGCUUCUGUGUCAGGAGUGCAGCACAGGAAUUCACUCGUGUUUCACCUGCAAGCAGCCGGACGGCGCCGCGCGGCGCUGCCACGUCCCACAAUGCGGAAAGUUUUACCACGAGGCGUGUAUCCGCCUCAACCCCCUCACUGUGUUCGACAACAAGGGCUUCCGCUGCCCGCUUCACGCCUGCCUGAGCUGCCACUACGGCUGCCGCACCAAGCAGAAGUCCACCAAAGGGCGGUUGAUGCGUUGCCUGCGCUGCCCCCUCGCGUACCACGUCGGUGACCUGUGUGUGGCUGCGGGCAGCCAGAUGAUCACCAACACCGCCAUGGUCUGCACCAACCACUUCAACGCCAAGAAGGGCUACAGCCACCACAGCCACGUCAACGUCAGCUGGUGCUUCGUCUGCUCUAAAGGAGGGCAGCUGCUGUGCUGCGAGUCCUGUCCCGCUGCGUUUCACCCCGACUGCUUGAACAUCGCAAUGCCCGACGGGAGCUGGUUCUGCAACGACUGCCGGGCCGGAAAGAAACCCAAAUACAAAGACAUCAUCUGGGUAAAACUGGGAACAUACAGAUGGUGGCCUGCAGAGAUCCACAACCCCAGAAACAUCCCCACCAACAUCCAGCACCUUCGCCACGAGAUCGGAGAGUUCCCGGUCUUCUUCUUCGGCUCCAAGGACUACUUCUGGACUCACCAGGGCCGAGUGUUUCCGUACAUGGAGGGAGACCGAGGCAGCAAGCACCAGAGGACCGGCAUCGGCAAAGUCUUCAAGAACGCUCUGCUGGAGGCCGAAGCUCGAUUCAAGGAGAUAAAAAUCAAACGAGAGGCCAAGGAAGCGCAAGAGAACAGCCGGAAGCCGCCCCCAUAUAAAUGUAUCAAGGUGAACAAACCCUUCGGUCGAGUUCAGGUCUACACCGCGGAUGUUUCCGAGAUCCCCAAGUGUAACUGUAAGCCGGCGGACGAGAGGCCGUGCGGCUUCGAGUCCGAGUGCCUGAACCGCAUGCUGCAGUACGAGUGCCACCCUCAGGUGUGUCCCAGCGGGGAGCGCUGCUGCAACCAGGACUUCACCAAGCGCCUCUACCCGGAGACCAAGAUCAUCAAGGCGCCUGGCAAAGGCUGGGGCCUGAUCUCUCUGCGGGAUAUCAAGAAGGGCGAGUUUGUGAACGAGUACAUCGGAGAGCUGAUCGACGAGGAGGAGUGCAGGGCGAGGAUCAAGUACGCCCACGAGAACAACAUCACGGACUUCUACAUGCUCACCAUCGACAAGGACCGCAUCAUUGACGCCGGGCCGAAGGGGAACUACUCUCGCUUCAUGAACCACAGCUGUCAGCCCAACUGCGAGACGCAGAAGUGGACGGUGAACGGCGACACGCGGGUCGGCCUGUUCGCCGUCUGUGACGUCCCAGAAGGCACGGAGCUGACCUUCAAUUACAACCUGGACUGCCUCGGGAACGAGAAGACGGUCUGUCGCUGCGGCGCUCCCAACUGCAGCGGUUUUCUUGGCGUUCGACCCAAGAACUCCAACGGCCCGACGGCCGAGCCGAAAGCCAAGCGGCUGAAGAGGAAGUACAAGAGGAGGAAACCCGAGGGGAAGAAGAAGUCCGACGACGACUGCUUCCGCUGCGGAGACGGAGGGCAGCUGGUGCUCUGCGGGAAGAAGACCUGCAGCAAAGCGUAUCACCUGACCUGCCUCAACCUCGCCAAGAGGCCCUUCGGCCGCUGGGAC